AUGAGGAAGAUCCAAAGGGACAUCAGAGUCAAUCGAAGACGAGAGGGAAAGCACGAAGCUCCUCCAACCGAAGAAAUAGGGUUAGGAGGCCCCCCCCAGAAAUCUAAAGACAGUAGAGGAGCAGGUCUAAAGAGGGCUCAAGGAUCGGGCCCAAGGAAACCAACGGGCAUCGAGCCCCAGAACCCCAGAUCGAACUAUCAGGCAAGAGAAUAG
Molecule: messenger RNA, 213 nt
Organism: Plasmodium inui San Antonio 1
Lineage: Eukaryota; Apicomplexa; Aconoidasida; Haemosporida; Plasmodiidae
Exons: 1
Coding region: 1-213 (70 amino acids)
Source: RefSeq, a predicted model, not a curated record